This is a messenger RNA of Ananas comosus (pineapple), 343 nucleotides long. RefSeq lists its product as uncharacterized. NCBI's taxonomy places the organism in Eukaryota, Viridiplantae, Streptophyta, Magnoliopsida, Poales, Bromeliaceae. The transcript is spliced from 2 exons. The annotation marks the transcript as partial. The record is from RefSeq and is a predicted model, not a curated record.
AAUACACAUUAAUUUCGCCAUGGCUUCAAAGAGUGUGAUGAAUUACUGCAGAUCAAUGGUGGCGGCGAACCAGAGCGCGUUGACACGGAGCCUCACAACUGCGACAGCGCCCAAGAUGAAGCCCGUGGCGCCGCCCACCGCAGGCGAUUUUGGAGACGACUCACACAGUGCCAGGUUCAGGGCGGCGUUGAAGGGGGAGUUCAUGCCGGUGUAUGUGGUGCUGGGGAUGAUAACGGCGGCGGUGUUGAUGGGGGCACACACCGCGAAGCAGCAGCUGGUGCACUCGCCGAACGUGAGGGUGAACAAGAAGAGGCGGGAGACACUGCCCGAGGUGGAUGAUCCC